This is a messenger RNA of Magnolia sinica, 3270 nucleotides long. Its product is annotated as histone-lysine N-methyltransferase CLF. Lineage: Eukaryota; Viridiplantae; Streptophyta; Magnoliopsida; Magnoliales; Magnoliaceae. Gene Ontology annotation, cellular component: PcG protein complex. Gene Ontology annotation, biological process: chromatin remodeling. Bases 269 to 3067 code for a protein of 932 amino acids. Gene Ontology annotation, molecular function: protein binding; histone methyltransferase activity. The record is from RefSeq and is a predicted model, not a curated record. The transcript has 17 exons.
GGGAGAUUUCAAAAAGGGCCGCCUUCCCACCAAUUUACCAACAACGCCGCGCUGGGGCCUUUUUCUCGCACGCAUUCAACGCGUUUCUUUUCUUUUAGUUUAAAAAAAAAAACAAAAAAAACGCUCUGACAGAUGAGCGGCGUCGCGUGCCACGAGAGCCUCUUCUAGGGUUUGAAUACCCGACGCCCUUUCUUCUCUCCCUCUCUCCGACCCGCUCCUCUUCCUGCAUUCCCAUUACAGAGCUAUACUCUCACAACCCGGAUCCGAUAUGGCAUCCAGGCCCCCACUUUGUGCUCCGACAAGCAGAUCUGAGCCGUCUAAGGACAUUCAGAUGACUGGAGUGCAUGAAGCAAGUCAAUUAUGUAGGGACAUUUCAUCAGUUAUUGAUUCUCUAAAGAAACAAUUUUCUGCUGAUCGUUGCAUUCUUAUAAAGAAAAAAAUUGAAGAAAACAAACAAAAGCUCCAUAGUAUCACAAACCAUGCUUACAAUCAGUCAGAGGUAAGAAGAAGCACUGCAGGCAGCAAUAAUGAUACAACAACUGAUCUGUUGACAAAAAGGCAAGAAGAUGCACUUUGUAUGCUAAAUGGUCUUGAUUUAAGUAAUGGAGAAAAGGAUAACUGUAGCAGCCAAGAAGACAGUCUGCAGUCCUCAUCAACAGUUCUUUUAGGGAGCAGUUUUGGAGGAAAGAAUAUUGUUCGUCCAAUCAAGCUCCAAGAAGUGCAAAAAUUGCCUCCUUAUACUACAUGGAUCUUUUUGGAUAGAAAUCAAAGAAUGACAGAGGAUCAGUCUGUUGUUGGCCGAAGGAGAAUUUAUUAUGAUCAAACUGGUGGGGAGGCUCUAAUUUGCAGUGACAGUGAAGAGGAAGUUGUCGAGGAUGAAGAAGAAAAGAAAGAAUUUGGGGAUUGUGAAGAUUAUAUUCUUCGAAUGGCCAUCCAAGAAGUUGGUUCGUCUGAUACUGUGCUUGAUUCACUGGGGCUAUAUUUUUCCAGAAGACCUUGCGAAAUCAAGGCAAGAUAUGAAAGUCUUACGAGGGAGAAAACUCCACGAUGCAUUAAGAAGGGGGGUUUUGAAGCUGAUAUGCAAAUUGGAGAUGGAUUUGUCGAUAAAGAUCUGGAUGCAGCUCUGGAUUCAUUUGAUAAUCUAUUCUGUCGGAGAUGUCUUGUAUUUGAUUGCAGAUUACAUGGAUGCUCUCAAGAUCUUGUUUUUCCAGCAGAGAAACAACUUCCAUGGAGCCAUUCGGAUGAGGAAAAGGGCAUACCAUGUGGCAUCCAUUGCUAUCGCCUGGCCUUGAAGUCAGAAAGUGUUACUGCAGCCAGCUCUACUGUGCCCGAUGAUUUUGAACGUAAACUAAUCAUUUCAUCUGGUAGUGCUGGGGGUCAGCCAUCGCCAAGAAAGAAGGCUACUGGUUCUACUGCUGGAAGGAGAACAAAGUCUCAUCAGAGCGAAAGCGCUUCUUCAAAUGCGAGAGUUAUGUCUGAAAGCAGCGAGUCGGAAAUAAGGCCUCGGCAGGACAAUGCUUCCAUUCAUCACUCUUCAUCUCCCUCAAAAGUUAAGUUCGCUGGCAAAUGUGGAGUUCUCAAAAGAAACAACAAAAGAGUAGCUGAGCGAGUUCUUGUUUGCAUACGCAAGCGACAGAAGAAAAUGGUGGCUUCUGACUCUGAUUCUAUGAGUGGAUGUAUUUGGCCUAGAGAUAUGAAACUUAGAUCUAACUCACGCAAGGGAAGUAAAGAUGCUAGUUCUUCAGAGAGAAAAGUCAUGAAAUCUCCAAUUGCUAGAAAAUCUCGAAGGAAGGAAUUGCAACUCCAGGAUAAUCACAGUUCAGUAUUCGUUGAAGUUCAUAAUGAACCACUUAAUGAGGUGACAAAGGAUUCACCUGUUAAAGGUUAUGAUGAAACCUACAGAAAAGAAGAGUUUGUUGAUGAAAACAUCUGUAAACAUGAUCACAGUGGUGAUAAAUCAUGGAAAACUAUUGAGAAGGGCCUCUUUGCUAAAGGGGUUGAGAUCUUUGGAAGGAAUAGUUGUCUAAUAGCUAGAAACCUUUUGAAUGGUUUGAGGACAUGCGCAGAGGUUUCUCAGUACAUGAAUGGCACUGAAAAUAAGCUUUCAUACAGAGCUGGUGAUGGUUCAAAUUCUCUGGUAGAAGGAAGUUCCAAGGUUGAUUAUAAUGAUAUUAUGGGCAAUGAACUAAGAACACGAUCAAGGUUCUUACGGAGGAGGGGCAGAGUACGUCGUUUGAAAUAUACUUGGAAGUCUGCUGGUUAUCAUUCGAUUAGGAAGCGGAUUACAGAAAGGAAGGAUCAACCUUGCAGGCAGUAUACACCUUGUAGUUGUCAAACUGCUUGUGGGAAGCAAUGUACUUGCCUUCUAAAUGGGACCUGCUGUGAGAAAUAUUGUGGGUGUCCUAAGAGUUGCAAGAAUCGAUUCAGAGGCUGUCACUGUGCUAAGAGUCAAUGUCGAAGUCGGCAGUGCCCAUGCUUUGCAGCUGACAGAGAAUGUGAUCCUGAUGUUUGUAGGAAUUGCUGGGUUGGUUGUGGUGAUGGUUCUCUUGGAGGCCCUUCCCAAAGAGGUGAUAAUUAUGAAUGUAGGAAUAUGAAGCUUCUCCUCAAACAGCAACAAAGGGUCUUGCUUGGAAGAUCUGAUGUGUCUGGAUGGGGAGCUUUCUUAAAGAAUAGUGUAAGCAAGCAUGAAUACUUGGGGGAAUAUACUGGAGAAUUGAUCUCGCAUCGAGAAGCUGAUAAGCGUGGAAAGAUCUAUGACCGUGAAAAUUCAUCUUUUCUCUUCAACUUGAAUGAUCAGUUUGUUCUCGAUGCGUAUCGGAAGGGUGACAAGCUGAAGUUUGCCAAUCACUCACCUGAUCCCAAUUGCUAUGCUAAGGUGAUGAUGGUAGCGGGGGACCACAGAGUAGGUAUUUUUGCAAAGGAAAGGAUAAACGCAGGAGAGGAGCUCUUUUAUGAUUACCGUUAUGAACCAGACAGAGCACCUGCCUGGGCGCGCAAGCCAGAAGCUUCCGGCUCUAAAAAGGAUGAUACGCUCCCUUCCAGUGGCCGUGCGAAGAAGCUCGCUUGAGUCCAACUGUCUUUGUUUUAUUUUUUAUUUUUCUCAUUUUGCGCUGAAUCAAGCACAUUCAUUCUUGUCAUUCAUUCACAGCAGCAAGUGCAUCUUAAUUCAGUUGGAAGUUGGGGUAGGAUUACUCUAAAAUCAAUUGGGCCUUUGUGCAUGAUGAAAAAGAAAGAAAGAAAGAAAGAAAAAAACUAUAAUUACUGUGCUCU